Molecule: messenger RNA, 7491 nt
Organism: Mus caroli (Ryukyu mouse)
Lineage: Eukaryota; Metazoa; Chordata; Mammalia; Rodentia; Muridae
Source: RefSeq, a predicted model, not a curated record
UGUACCUCUGUAUGUACCAGGCUUGCCUAGAACUCAGAGAUCCUCUUGCCUCUGCGUGGGGUUAAAGGUGUGUAACACGGGUGCUGGGACCCAAUACUGUACCACUCCUUGCUCAGUUAUUUCAGUCUUUGACUCUCUUCCUCCAUGGUGUUUACUUGCGGACACACAUACACAUGCUUUCUGUUUUUUAGUAUCAGACCACCAUUACUGGAGAGGGAGAUGGUUCCCAAUUUAUUUGCACAUGGUUUAUGAAGGUUUAGAGGAAAAUCUUGCUGGAGUUGGAACUGAUUGCAUUUGCUAAUAUUGAUAGAUUUAAAGUGUGUAAGCAUGCGCGUACAGAAUCAGCUGAGGCAGGGAGAGAGAAAAGUUUAGCAAUGUGAACCUUCAGGUGAAACUGGCAAUGUUCACACUCACACUGCAAGCACUGAGUAGAUCUAACAUCACCAUCAAUUGUAGAAGUCAAGUAAAGUUAGCUUUCCUAAUCAACAGUAGUUAACUGUCAUUGUUCAUUCCCAGAGGAACUCAGUUCUUACUGUGGUAGUGUUAGAAUUGCUGGCUUUUGUAAAUGUCCUGUUUUUAGGCUAUAUUUACAAAAAUGAGAAUGUUAAAAGCAUCUUAGAGCAGGCAUAAAAGUGUACCUCCUCUGAUGAUAGAGUAAAACCUGUAACCAGGUUAAAAUUCAUGAUACUCCACUUACUGAAAGUGGAUGAGCAGAGACUCGGGAGUGACUACUUUUUAGAGUCAAUGCCUCUGUUUACACCAUUCUGAACUUCAUUACUCCCCUUUAACAUUUUGAUCAUGUGGCUGUGACCAUUAGAGGAAAGAGGGUAAGUUGGUUAUGUGUGUUUCAGUGUAACACACAAACACGUGCACGAGCACACACAAACACCCUAGGGAGGUGGCUCAUUUGGUCCCUGCUGUGCAAGCGUGGGGACCCUGAAUGACAUUCUCAGUACCCAUGUAAAAGCCAGCUAAGGUAUGUGCCUGUGAGUCACCCCAGUAAUAGGCCAUUGAAGACAUAUUCCCAGAAACUGGAUCUUGAGUUUCAGGGUCAGGAGAGACCCUGUCUCAAAAAAGUAAAGAUGGAGAGCUAUUGAAGACCAGAUGCUAACCUCUCGCCUCCAUAAACAUGUAUACACUCACCACCUAGAAACACACACACAAAAACAGGUGAGGCAAGAAAUGAGAUCUUUCCAGAGUGGGAUUUUUAAUUUCUCUGAAUAGAGCAUUUCUUUGCCCAUUUUCCUCUUUUUUUUUUUUUCUGUCCCCCCCACCCCUAUUUAAUAUGAUGCUAUCUUUUCCCCCUUUUAAUAUUCUUUUUCCCCAUCACAGACACAAAUUCUUAAGCUAAACAAUCUUGUACAAGCUAGUAAAUUUUUUAUUUUAUACAAGGAGGUAUGUGAAGAUGAAAUAUGUUUUAUUUAUAAGUUGUUUUUGGCAAUUUAAAGAAUAAGGGAAAGUCUCGAAUAAUCUUUUUUCCAGACAGGGUCUCAUGUCGUCCAUGCUGGAGCCCACUUCAUCAUAUAGCUGAGGGCGACCUUGACCUUCCUGCUGCCUCCCAUGUGCUGGGAACAAGUCUUCCAUCACUCCUGGCCUGAAAUGUUGCCUUUGAUCCUAGCACCAUCAUCUAGUAAUGACAUUCAUCUAUUAUGUGUUUCUAUGAUGCUAAUGAGUUUUGGCUGUCAGGAUCCUAUCCCAGAUGCAAGACUGGAAAAUUCCUCCUCCUCCAGCACACUGAUGUGAUAAAGAAAAAACAAAUCUCAGUUGAUAACAGAAGACCCAGCAGAGUUCGGGAAUAUUCUAGUUUUUUGAAACUUUGAAGAGUGAUGCUCAUUCUUCAGAUUCUGGCAUAGAUGUCAACCUCAGAGAUGUCAGCUGAACCUCUUCCUGGCUUGAUUUAAAUUUGGAUGAGAUUAUUCUUGCAUCAAGAUGUUAAUAAGCCAAAAUUUAGACUAAAUGUGUUAAAUGAUCUUGCCAACAAUAUGGAUGAUUUGAAGAUAAACACCGACAUUACUGGUGCUAAAGAAGAACUCCAAGAUGACAGCAAUUUUAUCUCUGAGAAAGACAGUGGAGUUCAUAAACCAAAAGAUUGUCAGACAUCAGUUCAGAAAAACAGUUCGUUGACUCUAUCUGAAGAAUCGUCAGAGGAUCGAUCAGAAAAAGCCUUAAGUGGAGGCCAGUCUGCUUUGUUUAUCCCUGCCAGCACUCCUGCUGUUCCUAGUGAGAACUUUACCUUGCCCACAGGAGCUGUUGUUAAUGGACCAGUCUCAUGCUCCUCUUCCACAAAGACUUCCAGUAUGAAUGAAGGUAGUGUUUUAUUAACCACUGGACAGCCUGCAGGUCAACUAGCAACAGAGUCUUGCUCCACUUUGAAGGCAGCAGCUGAUCAUCAGCUGUCUACACCACAAAAAGCAAGUCAACACCAAGUUCUGUUUUUGUUAUCAGAUGUAGCACAUACUAAGAAUCCAACCCAUUCCAUUAAAAAAGCACCUACCUCUGCUUUAGUCGGUUGUGAUGUUCAGAAUUCAGUAGGGAAUAGCAUGAAGUCAGAGAGCACUUUACGAAGUCAAGCAGAGGUGGGUCAGGGCGACGCCUCCGCAGUGGUCAGAGACGACUGUGUCAGCGCGUUAGCAGUGAUUUCCUCAGGUACAGACGAAUUUAGGUCAGAAAAUGAUACAAACUGGGAUCCCCAAAAAGAGUUCAUUCAGUUUCUUAUGACUAGUGAAGAGACGGUGGAUAAAUCCCCAGCUCAUUCUAAAGUAGUAGGUCUAGAAAAAAAGAGAAAGAGAAAAAUGGAUGUGAGCAAGAUCACUCGCUACACAGAGGACUGCUACAGUGACUCAGGCCGUGCACCUGGAAAAUCAAAAAUUCUUCAGGUUGACUUUCUAGGGCAAAAUGAGGAGAUACAAGCAAUAGACUCACAGAACUACACAUUAUCAAAAGUGAAACCUGAGUCAGCUGAUGGACACUUGGAGUCUGUGGACACUUUUCAGCAUCUAGUUUAUAACUCAGAUAAAUGUGGAGAAGAUAAUUCACCUGUUCAUACUCGCACUUUAAUUUCAAAUACCUUAAAAAAGAAAUGUGAAGAGAGUGAUCCUGAGUCACCUGUUGCUUUCAGUACUGAAGAGCCAUCAUUCUACCCCUGUACAAAGUGCAAUGUGAAUUUUAGGGAGAAAAAGCAUCUCCACAGACAUAUGAUGUAUCAUUUAGAUGGGAAUAGUCACUUUCGCCACCUUAAUGUCCCCAGGCCAUAUGCUUGUAGAGAAUGUGGACGGACAUUUCGAGAUCGUAAUUCACUGCUAAAGCAUAUGAUCAUUCACCAAGAAAGACGGCAGAAGCUGAUGGAAGAGAUUCGUGAGUUGAAAGAGCUCCAGGAUGAAGGCAGAAGUGCUCGACUCCAGUGCCCUCAGUGUGUGUUUGGUACCAAUUGCCCUAAGACGUUUGUGCAACAUGCAAAAACCCAUGAGAAAGACAAACGGUACUACUGCUGUGAGGAGUGUAACUUCAUGGCAGUGACGGAGAAUGAGCUGGAAUGUCAUAGGGGCAUCGCCCAUGGAGCAGCAGUGAAGUGUCCUGUUGUGAGUUCAGAAGUAACUCAGAGAAAAACACAAAAGAAGACUUCAGUGAAAGACUCUGUUAUAGGAUCAUCCAAAAAACCUGCUACUUACCUAUGUAAGAUGUGCCCCUUCACUACGUCAGCCAGAAGUAUUCUGAAGAAGCACAUGGACUAUUUGCAUUCCUCGGCGUGUGCUGACUCCUUUGGUAAUCCACUGGGACUUGACAAAAGAAAAAGUGACAGCCUUGAGGAGUCCGGAGAUGCCGAUAGCACCAAGUCAUUAGCAAAGCAGCAGGCAAGUACAUUUCCAAAGAACUCUGCUUUAAAACAGGAUGCUAAACGGACAUUUGGAUCAAGCUCACAGUCAAGUAAUUUUUCAAAAUUUCAUAAGCGGCCACAUAGAAUACAAAAAGCUCGGAAAAGCAUUGCCCAAUCUGGUGUAAAUGCGUGCAGUCAAAACAAGUCUCCUCAUAAGAACGUUAUGGUUAAGAGCAGCACUGACCAACAACCAAAGUAUUUCCAUCAGGCCCCGAGAGAAAAACCUAACGCCAGGGCAGACAGCAGUUAUUUAUAUAGACACAAGUAUAACAACUACCGGACGAUCAGAAAAUCAGGUGACUCAUACCCACUUCCUUUCAAAAAAGAGGUUAAUUCAUUAAACUCUUUACAUCUAUUUUCAUCCAGUAACUCUCAUACUUUUAUUUCAGACCCUCUUAAUGCAGACACCAAAAGGCCAGAAAACGGGAAAGACCACAAGCGUGUAGCUGUGAAAAGAGUAGUUAAGGCCUCAAAGAAGGACAGCUCUGCUGGAGAGGACCUGGAUAGCUAUCCCGACUUUCUGCAUAAAAUGACUGUUGUUGUUUUGCAAAAGCUUCAUUCUGAUAAGAAAGAUAGUUACGAAACAGAAGAUGACAGCUCCUGGGAUAACGUUGAGUUAGGUGACUACACUACACAGGCCAUGGAAGAAGAAGCCUACAGUGACCUUAGUCAAGAACAUGUAAACUUACUGCCCCUGUUUAAAAGCAAGAUAGAGGGCCAGGGCCCUGGAGAAAGUGCUGCCCUGAGUUACGAUCAGAAUGAUGGCUUCUACUUUGAAUAUUAUGAAGACGGUGGCACUAACAGCUUUUUACAGGAUAUACAGGAUCCUCAGCAUUUGGAAAGCCCAGAAACGCCUUUGUCAAAGCAUAGUUCUGUUUUUCAUUGGACUGACUUGUCUCUUGAGAAGAAGUCAUGUCCUUAUUGCCCAGCAACAUUUGAAACGGGUGUUGGGUUGUCAAAUCACGUCCGAGGACAUCUUCACAGAGCAGGAUUGAGCUAUGAAGCCCGUCAUGUUGUAUCACCAGAACAAAUAGCCACAAGUGACAAGAUGCAGCACUUCAAAAGAACUGGCAACGGGACGCCUGUGAAACGAGUUAGAAAAGCUAUAGAGAAGUCUGAAACUACUUCCGAACAUACUUGUCAGCUCUGUGGUGGUUGGUUUGACACAAAGAUUGGGUUAUCAAAUCAUGUCAGAGGCCAUCUGAAAAGACUUGGGAAAACUAAAUGGGAUGCUCACAAAUCUCCAAUCUGUGUUCUGAAUGAGAUGAUGCAAAACGAAGAGAAGUAUGAAAAGAUCCUGAAGGCGCUCAACAGUCGCCGUAUUAUCCCCAGACCGUUUGUAGCUCAGAAACUCUCCUCAGGCGAUGACUUCCUAUCUCACAAUGUCUUACCUCUUGAUGAAUACCACAAUGGCCUAAAGACAGAGGCUCUCUCAGUGUCUGCAUCAGAGGAAGAAGGGCUGCAUUUCUUAAGUGAGUGUGGUGAAAGAAAGCCUGAACUGCCCAGUGGGAGAAAGAACCAGUCUCUUACACUGAUAGAACUUCUUAAAAGUAGAAGGCUAGGCGAAGAAAGGAAUUCUGCUGUUUCUCCUCACAAGACCCAUAACCAGACAGCAAGAAAGAGAUUUGUUCAGAAAUGUGUUCUUCCAUUAAAUGAAGACAGUCCGUUGAUCUAUCAGCCACAAAAAAUGGACUUGACUAUGCACUCAGGUGUGCCUGUGAAGCUCACAUGUGUGCAUUGCAAUACGGCGUUUACAAGUGCUGUUAGCCUGUCCAACCACUCACGCGCUUGUGCACGAAGGAAGAGUGCUGGACUUUUGACUGGUGCAGCCAUAGAUUGUAAGCAGAAGAAAUCAAGGUCAAGAUCUGGAAGCAAGAAGAAAAUGCUAACGUUGCCUCAUGGUGCUGACGAGGUUUACAUUCUCCGAUGCAGGUUUUGUGGCCUAGUCUUUCGGGGACCAUUGUCUGUUCAGGAAGACUGGAUUAAGCACUUACAGCGUCACAUUGUUAACGCUAAUCUUCCACGGACUGGAGCUGGCAUGGUGGAAGUCACAUCACUACUUAAAAAGCCUGCCUCUAUCACAGAAACGUCGUUUUCUUUACUAAUGGCAGAAGCAGCAUCAUAGAACCAGGAAUCCUUUUCAGUAGCAAAUUUAAUUGGAUGUAAAUUUAAAAUUUGUGUCUUUUUUUGUAAGCCACAUGAAAGUAUCCAUUAUAAAUACUAAAGUAGGAAGAAUGAGGGACCGUAAAUUAGAGUGGCAUCGGAGCAAACAAUACUUCAGACAAGACAGUAAGUAGUGAUAUAUUUUAUAUGGGGUGGAGAUGUGUUCUUAAGGUUUACUAAGUUUUGUUGGCUGAGUUUACUCAGCUGAAGGUCCUACAUCUGAGAGCCAUUUGUAAAGUGUUGCACAUGAAUCCUUACAGACAGACUUACUGAAAGAUUAUGUUCUCUACAGUGUUACCAGAAUCAAGGCUCUGGUUUUUCCCCACACUUACAUAGAAAAAUAAGAAAUUAUAUUUUGUUGGUAUGUAUUUAGUGUUUUGUAUAAUACCAGGAACUGCUAACUAAAUUUACUCAACUUAGGGCAUUAAAUAUCAUGUACUUCAUAGUUUGAGACUGUUCCCCCAAAUAGGGCAGAGUAUUAUUCUAUCUAGAUGUGUUAAGUGUUUUUUUAAAAUCAUAAUGGAACGUUUUUUUUUAUAUAUAUAUAUACAUAUAUAUAUACUAAAAAGUUGAAGCGAGAUUUGUUUAAACAAGUAUUUCUAAAAGAAAUAUUGUACAUAGUCCUGGAAAUUAUUUGUGGUAAGGAAAUAUUCUUUAAUCCAGUUGCAUUUCUCAGACAAUGAAGUGGUGCGUCCAUGCUACCUCCUGCUUUGUCAACAAAGAUGCUAUUUACCCUUUCCAUUUGUAUCAUAAUAGAUUUUAAAAAUCUAAUGUUCUUUAUUGCAAGACAUACUUUUGUUAACAGAUUUGUUUCUUUGUAACGUUUUCCAUACGUUUGACAUGCUUACAGGACAGGGUUGUCUCUUUAUUUAACAUUGUAGAAAUGUAAUUAAUAAACAAGGCUCACUACACAAUUUAGAAUAGGCUUUCUCAUUUAUAUUCCAAAUUUGAUCAUUUAGGAAAACUAUUGAUACACAAAAUAUUUCUACAUAUGAGAAUGUUUACAAUUUCAAUUUUAGAACUUGUUUUUGGAUGUGAUUCUAUGUAUGAAAAUUGUGUAACACUAUGCUCAUGCUAAGAACCGACAUAACAGAAUUACCGAAAUAAAUGUGCUGUGAGGAAUGGACAGUACGGUGCAGGUGUCUUGGUCAUGAUAAACUGUGAUGAUUCUUUUAAACACUUUCCAAAAACAACUUAGUUCCUUUCAUCCUGAAUGAGCGUUGUUUACAAACAGCAGUUUGUAUGCAAGCACCAUUCCGCUUCAUUUCAUGGUGUUGCUAAUAUAGUUGAACCAAGGAUAUGCAUUGAUACUUUUCAUCAUUUGUAAAUAAAGUUUAAAACAGUUAAAGGAGUGUUUGGUAGAGGUAUAUGUAUAUAUACCUCACUGCCAGUGAAAUUACUUUCCUAUGGUAUAUCUCCUUGCCAGAAAUCACUAAAUAAAAAGACUUCAAGAA